Messenger RNA from Xyrauchen texanus (razorback sucker), 3014 nucleotides. RefSeq lists its product as uncharacterized. The record is from RefSeq and is a predicted model, not a curated record. The transcript is spliced from 8 exons. Bases 1 to 1722 code for a protein of 573 amino acids. NCBI's taxonomy places the organism in Eukaryota, Metazoa, Chordata, Actinopteri, Cypriniformes, Catostomidae.
AUGGUAAAAGAGCUCUCCAGAGUACUCCUGACCUUCACACCUCAUGUUCCGUGCGAGUUCAACAGGAAGCAACGAUCCAUGGAAGAUGUUGAUCGUUGGAAAGCUACAGAAUUCAGGCAGUUCCUCUUGUACACUGGACCAGUCAGCUUAAAAGGCCUUGUACCAACUCAAGUGUACAACAACUUCAUGCUGCUUUCAGUUGGCAUCACCAUCCUACUGAAUGUAUCCCUGUGUGCUGACCUCGCAGACUAUGCACACGGAAUAUUGGUUCUCUUUGUUGAUCACUGCAGCAAGCUUUAUGGAAAGGAACAUGUGACAUACAACAUGCAUGGAUUGGUGCACCUCUGGCAAGAUGCAAAAAAGUAUGGUGUUCUUGAUAACAUCUCAUGCUUCCCAUUUGAAAACUUCCUUGGACGCCUGAAGAAACUGUUGCGCAAACCUACACAACCACUGGAGCAGGUUGUUCGCCGAUUGUCGGAGAGAAGUCAGCACAGAAGAACAAACAUCUCCAAAACAAGGCCCUUGAGGGAGCACAACCAUGGACCACUCCUCAAUGGUCUUUCUGUGAAAAAGCAGUAUGAGGAGUAUUACUUUCAAGACUUUGUUGUGAAACGUUCAGAGGGAAACAACUGUGUCCUGUUGGAAAAUAAGGACAUAGUUGUUAUAGAGAAUGUAGUCGUUGAUGAAAUGGACAACACUUUGGUCAUCUACAAGAGCACCUGGGAGAAACAUCAUUUUAAGUUUAUGAAGGGAGCAGGGAAGCGAAAGAGAAGCUUAACUUCCAAGUACAGACCCCAGGCCUCUUCUGAUGAAGAGGAGUCUUGUCUUCCAGAUGCACCAGCAGUGCUGUCGUUUCAGCAACCUCUUUUGAGCUUUGAAAACCUUGUUCCCAGUAACAAGGUUUCAGUGCUGCCCGAUGCUCCAGAGGUUGCAUCGAUUCCAGAAAACCAGGAAAAUGUUGAGCCAUCUGUAGAUUUCAGAGCUGAUUUCCAGAGACUCCAGAAUGAGAACCAAGCCCUGAGGGAUGAGAACCAAGCCCUGAGGGAUGAGAACCAAGCCCUGAGGGAUGAGAACCAAGCCCUGAGGGAAAGCAAUGCACCAGCAGCUUCGGAUGACAGCGGAUCACUUCAGGAGCAGGUGAAGCAAGUUGGGACAAUGUUAAAGACGUUUGCUCGCACUGGGCAAUCAGGUGCAGAUCAGACCCUAAUUCUGCGGCGUCUUGGAGAGUUUGGCGAUGUUGUGCGAAGCAUGGACAUCAAAAUGGACACUAUGCUGCAACAUUUUAGUGCCGGUGUGUCCGUUGGAGGGUUAUCCCUGCCAGGGGAUCUGUUACUCCCACUAGACACCCAGGACGAUUUAGCGUUGCUUGACAGCAGUCUGAGGCAGGAUAAAGAGCUCCAGCAACGAUUUCUUCGGUUUUUGGCAAUCAAGUGUGGGAGGGACCUCAAGACAACUGUGUGGCGAAUGCUUGAGAGUAUCUUCUCUAAUCGCCUUUCCAUUAACACAACCUGGACUGGUGCAGGGGAAAAAGCAUGUUUUAGAGACAUGUUCCUGAAGACCAUUGUUCAAAGAGCCAUCCGGAAGAACUCGGCAACCCAGGAUGCCACUGAUGAGGCGAUCCAGGUUAACGUUACGCGUUACCUGAAAGGAGCAGCUGACCGUGAAGGUGGAAAAAGGCGCCGCACAGCUGAGAGGGACCCACAGCCGACCCCUCAAACCUAGGCUGACUACCGACACCCCUGCUAAAAGUGUCAGACUAAACUCACUCAAUCCACACUCUUCACUAGAAAUUGCUGUUUUUUUUUUAUUUUUAUUUUUUAUUUUUCCCCAUCUCGUGACCCUGCCUUCAGGGCAGCUCCUUGGAUGAAUAUGGGAUGUUUUUUUUUUUUUUUCCUCUCAUGACCCUGCCUUCAGGGCAGCUCCUUGGAUGAAUAUGGGAUGGUUUGUCUUUUUAUACAGGCGCACGAGGAAUCACUGAAGAUGUGCCAAUUUGCACUGCCUCAUUGUGGAGGUCGAGGAAAACCAGACCCCAACCACUCCAGACAUUGUGAUUGACUGUGUUCUCAACAGCCAGAUUUUCUGCUGUUAAUUGCAUUUGUUCCCACUUAUUGUCAUGUUUAAGUUGAAUGUAAAACUUUACAUUAUCCUGCACAUUCUUUGAUACCAAAGAUCUCAAUUAUUUAAUAUACAAUUUGCUGCUUAUUUCAUUGUUACAGUGCUUAACUAUUCUAUUUUUAAAUAUAGCUUAUAAAUCCUAGAUUAUACAUCUAAUACUUGAUAUUUGCACAUUAUCUGGUAGCAAAUAUUCUACUUACCGUGACUUUAGUAUUGGCUUAUUUCAUUCCGUCAGUGCUUAACGAUUCUAUUAUAGUUUGUAAAUCCUAUUUCAUACCUCUGAUAUUUGAUAUUGCACUUUUAACUAGUACCAGUUAAUUCUACUUUCAUUCCAUCAGUGUGCUUAACUGUUAUUCUAUUAAAAAUAGCUUGGUUAUACUAUUUCAUACCUUUUGAUAUUGCACUUUCACUAGUACCAAAAAAUUCUACUUUCAUUCCAUCAGUGUGCUUAACUGUUAUUCUAUUGUUAAAUAUAGCUUGUAAAUCCUUGUGCCACAGGUCAGCAUUGCAGUUAUAAUGGCAUAUUAUACUCCAGAGCUUUACUCUAAAUUAUUACCACUUAUCCUAUUGUUAGAAAUGACUUGUAAAUAUGAUGUUAUACCUCAAUUUAUUUGAUAUCCUGCACUUUAUUUGGUACCAAAUAUCCUCAUUGCUUAUGUUUACUGGUAAUUCUUUUCAUCCCAGAGCUGACCUCUUUAUAUUAUUUACAAUUGUUGUAAGUGUUACAAUAGUGUUUUUUACAAAAGUGUUUUUUUUUUGCUUGUUUUUACCAAAAUUUAAUUGGAAACCUGCAUUUUCUUUGGGUGUAUAUAUGUUUGUAUUUUUCUGUUAUUUAUAUUUCAGUGAUCUGACAUAUUGUUUCAAUGACAGUUACUGUAAUUUGAAAUGUGGAAUAAAAA